Messenger RNA from Ceraceosorus guamensis, 560 nucleotides. RefSeq lists its product as hypothetical. Lineage: Eukaryota; Fungi; Basidiomycota; Exobasidiomycetes; Ceraceosorales; Ceraceosoraceae. The record is from RefSeq and is a predicted model, not a curated record. The transcript has a single exon. The annotation marks the transcript as partial.
UCGACCCGUACCUCGCCCGUCACUCCAGCCGUCAUCUUGAUUCACCAUUCCCUCUCGCAAUCCUCCACUCUCCCAGUGACUGUCGAGUGCAGUCGUGACUCGUGGCUCGUGACUCGUCGAAGGAGCUGGAAUAUUCAUACUUACUUUGCUCGCCUUCGCAAAGCAUCCCCUAGCUGGCCAUUCCAUCUGCAUUCAAGGGCUUCACAAUGUCCACCCAUGCAUCCACGCCAACCUCUUCCUCUCGCAAACGUGCAGCCUCGUCCAUCUGCAAGCAGGAACAACAACAAGAAGAAGAAGAAGCAAACAAAGACGUGCGAGACAAAGCUUCGACCUCCAUCUGCGUGCCAGCCACGCCGACCAAGUGCAAGUCGCGCACAGCAGCAGCAGCAGCAGCAUGCAGCCUCCAGCAGCAGCCUCGUCCCAAAAAGGCAAAGGGCGAGAUGGCGGCCGCGGCGGCGGGAGGGGGCAAAGGGGGAGCGCAAAGCGUGCCUUGGACAAGGCAAGAAGAUGAGGUUUGGGUCAAGGCGAUCAUGAAUCAGUUCAAACCCGACUGGAGGUGA